CCCAUGUCUUCGCCAAAUCUCUUGUCUAUCUUGUAUCAUCAUGCAUGUCAUGCACCCAGCUCGGACUUCUUGAUUGAGGAUUUGAACCUCUCGUUGACAUACCGGGAGGCCUAUACCCUGAUUUCCAUCCUUGUUCCUGAAAGGAUUCAGCAACUCACAGCUGCGGACAAAUCAGUAGGAUUGCGGGUGGCAUUAUUGACCCGUAACAAUGUGAUGUUACCUCUUGUAACAUUGGCACUGUGGUACACUGGAUCAGCUUCAAUUCCUUUGAGCACUGCAGCAGAGCCGUUCAUGUGGGCGGGGAUGAUCAACCUCACAAAACCAGAUCUAAUCUUGGUGGAGCACAACCUUAUGCCAAGCUUACAGAACACUUUGGCGGAACAUUCCUCAUAUAUGAUCUGGCAACCACUUGUGCUUGACAUUGCUGCCAUCUUACCAUCCAACCUCUAUAUGCAUUAUCGAACUCAGCUUUUGCCUCUCAUUGAUAUCUGCCAUCAGUGGCUAAAAGAAUCGGGAAUAUCUCAUUCUACUCUCAUUUCACCUGAUCCUACCAAUAAAUACACGGCUCUUACAUUAUUUACGAGCUCCGCUGUGACAUGGGAAGGGUUGAAGUGUGUUUCAUAUACACAAGAAAUGCUGUUUCUCUCCUCAUGCCAAACAGUACUCAUGCUUGGUGGCUCAAAGUAUAGCGGUAAGCCUAAAAGGCAUCUUGGUUGGCUGCCACUUUCACAUUGUUUUGAAUUUUGCAUCACCUUUUGUGGAAUCAUCAUUCCUAGUGGUGGAAGUUAUAUUUUCUUUAAUCCUUCUUUAAUUUCAAGCAAAACUACCCCGGCCCUUGCAAGAUCACUAUUGGAUGGGUUAAAACACCACUCACCCGUAACAUCUUUCACAACCAUGCCUGCAAUACUCUUGGAUAUGACAUCCAUCUGUACCGUUGAUGACAUAGGAGUUCUUCAAGCCCUGGCUUCCCUGGGGGUUGGAGGGGCAGCAACUUCAGAAUCUGUCUUUCAAUGGGCUAUCAGCAACAACAUAUCACUCUUUGAUUGUUCAGGGGCUACAGAAGCAGUUGGAACCAUUUGCAUCAGAUUCACCAAUGUUAUUGAGCAAAGGGAUAAUGGAAUGGAGCUUAUUCAAGGACUUUCAGGUACACUGAAAAAAUCAGCAGAAACAGACGACUUUGGUGAACUUGUGAUCAGUGGACCGUAUUUACCAUCCGGGUAUGAUUAUAAAGAGAACAUUGGUUUCCAGUAUGAGCCUACUUCAUUGGUCACACUAUAUUACACUGGUGAUUUGUACUUCCAUAAAACUGAGAGAAAGCUCUCAAAUCAUCAAACUAACAAGGAGCUAGUCAGUGCCUUAGGCCCACUAUCAGGUUUAAGGUAUCUUGGCCGUGUAGAUGAUGUGAUAGUCUUAUCCUCUGGUAUCAAGGUGGAGGCUCUUGAACGAGAGAAGGAGUUCGAUACAGUUCCUGGAGUGCAAAAAUCCGCACUACUUGCAGACCAGGGUGGGAAUGUCUUGAUAGUACUGGUGCAGCUUACUGGGGGAAUCUCAACAUGGCCUGCUGUACACAGGAAAUUGCUUGCUUUAAAUGUGCAAUACCCCUAUGGGAAAAGGGUAGCACAGGAUAAGUUCUAUCCUGUGGCAAAUCUUCCACUCACAGCCAAAUAUACCCUGAAUCGAAAAAGGCUCAAACAUCUAUUCAAAGAUGUUUCUGAAGGGGAGACCAAUAUUCAACUUAUUUUUCCACCACCCAAAGCCCCCCCAAAACUGUCUGCUUUCUCUUCUUCCAUGCUGCGGUCGCAUGUCCCGCACUCAGAAAAGGAUAGGAUUAAGUCUCAACAGCAUUACGGGACAGUAAUCACUAUUCUUUCACAAAUCUUGUCAGUUCCCAAAGAUGUCAUUGAAGACCCUGCCAGUGACUUCAUGAACCUACCAUUCUCAUCCACUAUUGCUAUACAAAUAUCCAAGGCUCUCAUGGAUGAGUUCCAUGUUCAUAUCCUUCCAUCAAGGCUUUAUGAAGUUACCAAUGUAGAGGCACUCUGCAACUUACUUGAAUCAGAAGACCCCUAUGUUCCACAACAGAGUGAUUUGAUAAUGGGACAAAGCUCUGAUCAUGCACCUAUUGUAAUCAGUGGGGCCUCUUGUUGCUUUCCUGGUGAAAUCAAUUCACUGGACUCAUUUUGGGAUGCCUUAAUGAAUCCUAGGGCAUUCAGGAACUCUUGUUCCCAGAUUAGACCAUCAUCUCGCUGGCCACACAAUCACCCACGUGAAUCAAAAAUGUAUCCAUCUGGGUGGUUGGGAGGUGCAUGGACAGAUAAUGUCCUAUCAUUUGCUCAAUUUUUUUCCAUCCCCCCAACGGAGGCUUAUCUCAUGAGUCCAAAUGCUCGAAUAGCUCUCCAGCUAGGCUACCAAGCCAUUGAAGAUGCGGGAAUCCCUCCAAAGUCACUUAGUGGCAAGAGCUGGGGUGUCUUCACAUCUGUAAAUGAAUCCGGUUGGCCAGAGAAAAAUCUUCAAGAAAUUGAAGAUGGAACAGAGUUUCCCACAGUAUUGCAUGGCUCAGCAGCACAUGCUGUUGGAGCUAGAUUGUCUUACUUUCUCAAUUUGACUGGACCUGCUAUAGGGAUUCAAUCAGCUUGUUCAAGUAGUGCAAUCGCUCUUCAUCAAGCUCGCCUUGCUAUUGAAAAUGGAGACUGUGAAGCUGCGAUUGUGAUUGCAACCACUACACAUUAUCAUCCAACCUCAGCACUUAUGCGCUCAUCAUUAGGAGUGGUCUCACCUCGUGGGAUAUGUGAGCCAUUUAUGAGUUCAGCAGAUGGCUUUGUGGCCAGUGAGGGUGCUGCCGCAAUUGUCAUACAACGGCAGAAAAGUGCUCGUGCUCUCCCUUAUGCAGCUUUAGUGACAUCUGUAGUCUCUCAAGAUGGGAAAUCACGGGGAUUUUUCGCACCUAAUCCAGUCGCUCAAAAGCGGUUAUUGAACUCUGCUUUAACAGCAGCAAAUUGUAGUAUAAAUGAUAUACAACUCCUGGAAGCUCAUGGUACUGGAACUGUGCUUGGAGAUGCAAUUGAGCUAGAAGCUAUUAAUGAUGUCCUAGGAAGCACCAGAAAUGGAGUCCUGUAUAUUGGAUCUUCUAAGGCUGUGAUUGGUCAUACUGAAGAGUGUGCAGGGCUAGCAGGUAUCCUAAAAUGCCUGCUUUGUCUUCAAAAUAACAUCAUCCCCCCUCAACCAAUAUCAGGGCCCUUAAAUGCGGUCAUUGAGCAGUUUCCUGAUAGUAUCAUCAUUCCUUCUAGGGCUGUUCCUCUCCCCCCAACAAAAUGGCCAAGAUUUUGCUCCGUUUCCUCUUUUGGGUUGUCUGGCACUUUGGCAAAUGUUAUUAUUUCCGACUGCUCAUAUGCUCCAAAAGCGCAUUCACUUCCCAUUCGAAAUUUGCCAAUAUUUGCUGUCACGGCAUGUAAUCCACGUGAUUUUCAUGCUCUAUGUGAGAGUUAUAUCAAGUUCUUUGAGAAAACACCUGUUUCCUCUUCCUUAGUGGCACCUUUCUGUCAAGUCACACUUACAGGAAGAGACCAUCACGCCAUUAGAGCUGCUUGGCAUGUGCAGAAUCAUACACAGAUCUUGAGCAAUCUCAGGCAGGCUAGGUUGAACCCUCCACCAUCUCCAAUAUCUCUAAAGCCACGGAUCGGCAUUUGGUUUGGAGCCCCCUCAAGUAGUUUGCAAUACAAAGACAAUUAUCAUCCAGAAAUCAAGCUGCAUUUGGAUAAGCUUAUGCAGUACAAUUGGUUACCUUGUUACAAUGAGAUCAGAAGUCAGUUGGCAUUUGCUAUGUGUCUUCAAAGCAUAGGUUGUCAUAUAUCUGUCUCUGGUGGGGAGGGUAUGGGAGAAUAUCUGGCCGCUAUGUUAUCAGGUCUACUGCCUUUCCAAUCUGCUUUUCAGCUGCUAGGGGAGCCACAUGAUACGAAAUGGGUGGUUGUGGAAACUGAUUUAUCGGUCCUUAAUCAACAUAUCUCUGCUUGGAAAUAUAGUGACUUGUCAAUUGCAGGUCAUCUUUCACCUAGGACUUUCCUCGUGCAUGGUAUUUUUCAGGCUGUUGAUGCAUUGGUCAAUGAUCCUGCUGUGGUCUACUCCAGCAAUAUUCCGCCACUUACAGUUUUGAAUACCACAACUGCCUUGCAGGAUUCUGAGUUUGGUCUGAUUUCUGGACACUUCGGCAGUCUACUUGAUGAUGACCUCAAGACAGACUAUCACUAUUGGAAAGAUGUUCAACAUCGUUCCAUUGACACUGCAAUGGCACUGAAUUCCAUGUCGGAUCAUUGUGACUUUAUUGUCCAUUUCACAGGAAAGCCUUCUGUAGAAGAGCAGGGAUCUGUGCUAUGUGUAUCCGAUACCAGGGACUUAGCACCUGUCCUACCACAUCUAUUCACCAAAGGCUUUCAAAUAGAUUGGAGUGUUUUUUCAGACUCUCAAGCACAUCUGCACCUACCAUUGUAUACCUGGGCAGAAGAUGAAGCAUAG
This is a messenger RNA of Lentinula edodes (shiitake mushroom), 4509 nucleotides long. RefSeq names its product polyketide synthetase. The transcript is spliced from 8 exons. Gene Ontology annotation, molecular function: fatty acid synthase activity; 3-oxoacyl-[acyl-carrier-protein] synthase activity. The annotation marks the transcript as partial. Gene Ontology annotation, biological process: fatty acid biosynthetic process. The record is from RefSeq and is a predicted model, not a curated record. NCBI's taxonomy places the organism in Eukaryota, Fungi, Basidiomycota, Agaricomycetes, Agaricales, Omphalotaceae.